GAAUACAAACUUAAAGAUAAACGUUUAAAAUGCGUAGUAUACCGCUAUAUUUAAACUACAUAGGUAAACUGCAAGAAAUUUAUUAAAAACUAGAAAAAAGUAUAAAAACAGAGCUAAUAAGUGAAUCUUCCAUACAAAUGUCGCAGAGACAAGACAAGAAGAGUCUGUUUUGAAAAUGGAUUCAGAAGACAUCACGUUGGAGGAGAAAUGCGAAAAUCUUAUGAACGUGGUCGUUGAAUCUCGUAAAAGAUUUGGAAAAAUGUGUGUAGAAUACGAACAAAAAUCAUCACUUAUGGAGAAUAAAAUGCUUAAUUUACAACUCGAAACCCUAUCUAACCUCAGAUUCAAACCUAUGAGUAAGAUUCUCAACAUAGAUGUAGAUAUUAUGAAGAAGGAAGUGGACAAUUUUGCGGCAGAUAUUUUGGAAAGACAAAAAAGGAUAGAGAAUUUAAAGAAAAAUGUAAGAAAUGCACAGCAUAUAGUUUUACAGCUUAAAGAAGACAAAAUUGACAAGAAGCUUCGAAAACCACUCACUGCAGAGGAAAUGUUAGCAGUUGCUAAAAGCACAAAAUGAAAUGUAUUUGUAAGAUGAAUUUUAUGUCAAGUUAACAUAGUUUUGAGAAAGAUUUUCUAUGAUUAGAGUGAGCAGACCAAUUCCUGUUUCCAUUGAAUUCUCUGUAAAUGUAAACAAUGUUUAGAGAUUCUUAUUUAGAAAUAUAAGUUUAUUUAAGUAUGAAUAUUUUCAACCGAUUUCAAAAGAAGGAGAGGUACUCAAUUUGACUUUUUUUUUAUGUGUCCAGGUGAACUAAUAUUUAUGAUUCUGUUUUAUUUGAAAGCUGGUGCUUCUCAUGUGGUCCCAUAUAAAUUUGAUCAAGAUCUGACCAGUAGUUUUUGUCUUAUCCUUAAUAAUGCUUAUUUAAUUGACUUGGCCCACAUUGAUGAUGUUUUCAUUUUAUUGAAGUUGGUUGUACAAAAAUUUUAAUUUUACCGCUUGUUAGAUUCUUAACUGUAAGUAAAUAUCAGUUUUAUAGGUGGAACAGCUGGGCUUUUCUUAUUUCUGAGAGGACUGGGAGGGCUAAGAGAAAGCAACUAGUCCUUAAUGCCGCAUAUAUGCAUGUGAGACCUUGCAUGUCCCCAAAAUAUUUUUCUCUAACAUGCAGAUGUCAUCACUAUGUUUUCUUUCACUGCCAAUUGAGCUGUAAUUUAGCACUUAAUAUUGUAAUUAAGAAUAUCAAAGGUGCUAGUGUUAACCUAAACUUGGUUCAUAUUUGAUUUAAAAAAUAAAUUUGUGUAAUAAAUUUUUUGAAGAAAUGUGUGAAUGAGGUACAUACAUUUUAUUUAAACAUUUGUAAAUUUUAAUGAUAUUUAUUAAUAACAUCCAUACCAUUAUUGGCCUUCCCCAGAUUGCCUCAUAACUCAUAAACAGGUUUUUGACAUUAUGGCCAUGUUUGACAGGAGAUUUAGCAACUGCAGUUUUAUUAUUAUUUUGAGUUUUUUUGGGGUUGUACCGACACUAAGGGGUUGAUAACCUGAUAACGCUUGAUAAGUCUGAUAAAAUAUAUUUUGGAUAAGUUACAAAUUAUUAAGACUAGAAUUACUGAUAAUAAUGAGUACGCGUAGCGCUCUUGAUAGCUAUAAGCAAACUUAUUUUAUAAUACAAUUGCCGUGGAUAUAUGUAAAAGAGGUCAAGUUGUGAAAUGAUGAUUUGAUAAUUGUACAUUGCAUUUCAUGCUCAUACAGAGUUGUUAAUAGGAAGAUGCUGCUGCCCAUCUCUUGUCACCUCUUACAUCAUCCAUGGGACAAUAUCAUGUAGUGGAUGUUCUAUGUAAAUGUAGUUAAACCUACUUAGUGUUAGUUUUUAGACCUUUUGUAUGCAAAAAACUUAUAAUUACUCAGACUGUCAAAAGUUGUAAGAUAGGUGUUGUUAUCAACUGAACAAAGUCCAAAUGAUAAUAUAAUGAUAUGUUGAUGACAUUUUGGAUUUGCUAAUAUAUUGGCAAGGACGAUGUUUAUGCCAAUUCACUAAAAUGUUUCUGAUUUCGCACUUCAAACAUCAAUGUAACCAUGCCCCUACACUAUUUUCCGAAAGAGUUAUAUCGCAUCAGACAAACUAUUGCCUCUAUUUAAGUUUUAUAGUUGUUAAUAUUACAACACCGCGCAAGUCAAUUUCGCUAACUUUUCAGGAGAGACAAGAAACCUUGUUUAUUGUUUUCACAUCCAGAUAGGUAAUUUAGGGUACAAAAUGUUUGUAGUUUAGAUAAGGAAUCAUUUAAAUAUGCAACGGAAGAGAAGCAGUUUGCUUGCAGUAAGUAAAACAAUUUUUUUAUCAAAUUAUGUCUUUAUUAAUGUAAAAAAGCUGGCGUCCACAAUAAAUGUGUACUUUAUCUAAUAAUCAUACAGUCAUAAUUUAUAUGAAUGUAGUACUAUUUGAGUAGAAUUUGAGUUCUUUUAGACUAGUCUAGACCUUCUAACUGUUUCAUGGACGCUGGCACUAUGCACACCUUUAUCAUUAUAGAAUACAUAAAUAUCAAAUCAAUGUUUCAAGGACAUUAAUUAGUUUAAUUCAAUUCAGUCAUAUAACUUCAAUUUUUUUUGUGUUGUAGAAGUAUAGCCACCUUCAGAGGUAGAAUUUUUAUACAAUUCAGCACAUUAAUGCCUGUUUUUAUUAUUAAAUAAAAUUUCAUGCCAUCAACAGAAAAAAAUGAUCCAUGUCAUCUAGACUUUCUUCAUUGUUUCUCAAUAGUAUCAUUGUUUUUAGUUCUCGUUCUCUUUGCAAUCUCUUGUGAUUUUCUUGGUUUAGCUGAAGUAGAUCUGUAAUUUCAUUCAAUUUUCUUUUAUUUGUUUGGGAUGCAGAUGAUAAACUUGAUAUUUCCGAACAUUGUAUGGAAUUCACUUGUGGUGUACUGGGAUCACUAUAGCUGUGUAGAGCGCGAACUGCUAUAGCUAUUUUUAUCUUGGUUGGAUUGUUGCAUAGUUGGGGAAGACUGAUAUCUUGAUGAAUUCAAAUUUGUAGACCGCUUUCUGUUAGUGGGUACCAAGAACUCUGUUAUCUUUUCAUAUUUCCACUUGCGGGUUUGCUUUCUAGCCUGUCCACUUCUGGUCGCAUUUUUUUUUCUUCAAUGCAUCUCGGUGGCUUUCCCGUAGCCUUUUCGAUUUAGAUUUAGCAGUUAGUUUUAACUGAAAACAAAGCCUUAAUUUAAUACAUAAUAAGGAUAAAUGUGGAGGAUGUCGUGGUGUGUAGGGAGGAUCUGCGUGUGAAGAUGUGGGGGCAGGGGAAGUGACGAAUCUAAGGCCCGGUUUCCACCAAAGCAAAGAGGACAGGAGACGAGAGAUUUGUUUGAAUAAACCAAUUUGAUUUCGUUAUUUCCACAACACAUUUUUAGUACUCAAAUUAUACAACGAGAAAUUAUGAACAGAUAGUUUUGUUUUGUAAUAAAUAGCGCUUGCUUGAAGAAAUGGGGCCAGUUUAACAGAUUCAACAUCUUGUGUAAAGAGAUGAAAUUUUCCAGCUUCUAAUUCUAAACUUCAUCACUGAUAUUUCCUGUUUUAUGACCUACACAAAUGUUGCACUGGUCUUUUUUAUGACGGAAAAGACAGAGAUUGAGCUUUAAAAAUGUGUCAUGAAAUAGUUUCGUCAAACGGGUACGUAGGAAUUUAAUUCGCACGAUUCCUUAUAUUUUUUAUAAAGAUCAGACAUAUUUUCAAACACCGGUUCUAAAUAAGCCUUAUAAACCAUUCUUUGACUCCUAGUGUUCCAAGCAAGAAACAUAUUUCUGCAGACUUGUUGUUUAUUGUCUAUAGUUAAAAAAUAUUCACCGCUUUCAGUUCAUUUCUACCGACUUCAAAAAGGAGGAGGUACUCAAUUCGACUGUAUGUUUUUUAUGUGUUUUCCUUACCUUCCGAUCCUUUUUUCAUUUGAUAGCUGGUGCUUCUAAUGUGGUCCCAUAUAAAUUUGAUCAAGGUCUGACCAAUAGUUUUUGAGUUAUCCUUAAUAAUAUAUAUUGAAGUCGGUUGUACAACAUUAAUAAUUUUAAAUUAUUGAGUCAACACUUAACUACUUUUUUCCCACUUUCAUUACGUGAGAGCAAACAAAUGCUCUGCGUUACUCCCAAGGCAUUCGUUUCCAAAAAACAUUAAAUAAAUGACUGCGUGUCUCCUGAAUUAUGGAAUGACAUGCUCUUAACUUAGGUUUUAAACAAAACGAAGAGUUGCAUAAAGGAUUCAUGUGCCUAGCUGGCUUAAACACAUCGUACAUAGCCUUAAAUUUUUUUCACUCACCUCAGCUUCGGCUUAUUCGUUGCAUUUGGCGACCAGCCUCAACCGCUACGGCUCUCACAGGUGCCUGCGAAAUGCUGGGCGGGGGCUGCUCACCCUCCGCGCCUACAGCUUUACAAAAACACUCUAGGAGUAGGGCAGACAAGAAUACAUGGAGUCUGGGCGUGCUGAUUCAAUUUUAGUACAGAUUCUAUCAGAUCAAAUAUCUAUAAAGUCAGGUUGCCUUCGCUCCCGCUACCACCUUCUAACCUAUUACAACUGAAAGUAUUUCCGAGUGUUCAAGUAUUUCUGGGCAGAUUUAAAUAAUUCAGAAAUAAAACAGUAUAUUAUAAUAGUAAGUAGUAGUAACUAACUUUGGGUCAAUAUUCCCUAAAUCGGAGGUGUCCCUAGAACGGAACUCUAAGGGUAGGUAAGGGUUUUCACACAAUAUUAUGCAAUACAAUAAGAAGAUAAAAAUAAGAUAAGACUAUGGCCAUUUGUAUUACUUAAGUACCAAUUUUAGUCUUAUCAGUCUUCUUUGCGCUUAUUUUUGCUCGAAUAUUACAUUUUAUUUUCCACAGUCCAGGAUGUAUUUAAAAUAUUAUAAAAAAACUUGCGUGUGUGUCGUAGAACACUCGGUUGGAACGAAGUACCAUUCGUAGUAUAUUAUUAUAUUAUUGGUUAACCAAUACAAAUAAAUGCGUCUAUUAAAAUGAAGCGUUAUUUAAAAUAAUAUUUCUUUCAUGGCAAGAUAAGAAAAAGUGCUAGGGAGAUGGAUAUUAUUCCACCCCGCUCGCACUAUAGAAAGGGACCGUGACGAAUAAAUGUUACACUUUUUCUGGCCUAGCCCCCAUCGGUUUCAUUCGUACCGUGCGAUAAGGAACUUCAUUUCAAUAAUUAAAUUAAGUUUAGACGGUAUGUAAUAAUUGUUUAAGGAAAUAUAGUAGACAAGAUUCUUAUUUUGUAUUAUUAGUAUUACCCAAUUUGGUUUCCUUAAGAGUUUUCUUUGUCCAGCAAUUACCCGUCUCACAAUUUUUUGAAUGUCGCGUUCUUAUUGGUGGAAAAGUAAAGAUUGCAAUAGGUAGAUCGAAGCACGCGAAAAAGCUUUAUCCAAUGAAAUCAAAGUUAUGGCAACUGCCGAAAAUCGACUUACGUGGUGUUAUUUAAACGCUAAGAUGUUUUUAAAGUAUAGAUAAGAUAAGUCAUACUCGCUCUAAAAUGGCAAUACGAAAGUCAGGUAAUUGCCCGACUCGCAUUCAGUCGGGCACGUUCUCGUGUCGCGUCGCUAUACUUUCACUACAGCGCGUAAAUCUUCCAGUUAUUCGUGGCAAAAAUGCCUUCCUGUGAUUCUAGGUGGUGCACAAAUUACACGGUAACUGUUACAGACAAGAAAAACAUCUCGUUAAUAUUUUAAAUAUAGAUGUUUUGUUCAUAAUUGGUUUUAUUAUUUCAACAGUAACUGUUAGUGUAAACUUUGACGCUAGCUAGUGUGUUCAUUUUCCGUAUCGGUAUGUCACGCACUCGCGACAAUGAGCGCUCAGCAGCAAUCAAUACGCCACUAAUGAUGUAUAUUCAUCCUUUUCUAACGAUAGGUAUAUAUAUCAUUUGUAUCUUUUUGUUAGCGCAACGUGUCACAAUAAAUAACUGUACGUAGAUAUAGUACUACCUGCGUCACCAAUAAUGUUAGUGUGUAACCUGUUUAUCUUUUUUAAUGUCUUUGUACGUUAUCCUAACUGACUCUUGAAAUUGCCUUUCACCGCAAAACUCAAGGAACUUAAUUAGUGUAUAUUUUAAUUUUCUUUAAAAUUUACCGACUGUAUUGGUAUUGCAGAUAUUUUUAUGAGUGCAUGUCGAUGCAUCACUGUUUAUGAAGAUAUUGAAAAUAAAACUUAUUUUACAC
Messenger RNA from Parnassius mnemosyne (clouded apollo), 6154 nucleotides. The record is from the annotation of a GenBank genome assembly. NCBI's taxonomy places the organism in Eukaryota, Metazoa, Arthropoda, Insecta, Lepidoptera, Papilionidae.